Messenger RNA from Stegostoma tigrinum, 4421 nucleotides. RefSeq names its product spermatogenesis associated 20 (gene spata20). The transcript is spliced from 16 exons. Gene Ontology annotation, biological process: carbohydrate metabolic process. The record is from RefSeq and is a predicted model, not a curated record. NCBI's taxonomy places the organism in Eukaryota, Metazoa, Chordata, Chondrichthyes, Orectolobiformes, Stegostomatidae. The coding region runs from base 12 to 2399 and encodes 795 amino acids.
GGAUUCUGGCGAUGCUGCAGUGCCUGGGCCGCGGGAGGUGUCUAUCCCUCUGCCUCGACCGGGCGGCGGCGGCGGCAGGUUCAGCCUGGGCUACUGCGAGGGCGGCCACACCUCAUAGGAGCUAUCCUACCAGAGGUCUUAGCAAAGUGUCGUCUGUGACCAUGGCAACAGGCAGCAGUGAUGGACCACGAUGCUCAUCGGGCCCAAAGCCAAAGCAGCAUACCAACCGACUGAUCCACGAGAAGUCUCCCUAUCUUUUGCAGCAUGCACACAAUCCUGUAGACUGGUAUCCAUGGGGCGAAGAGGCAUUUGGCAAAGCAAAGAAAGAAGACAAGCCAAUCUUUCUGUCAGUUGGUUACUCUACAUGCCACUGGUGCCAUGUUAUGGAACGGGAAUCAUUUGAAAAUGAAGAGAUUGGCAAAAUCAUGAAUGAGAAUUUUGUUUGCAUCAAGGUUGACCGAGAGGAACGACCAGAUGUUGAUAAAGUUUAUAUGACAUUUGUCCAGGCAACAAGUGGUGGAGGCGGUUGGCCAAUGAGUGUCUGGCUGACCCCUGACCUCAAACCUUUUGUUGGAGGGACUUACUUCCCACCUGAAGAUGGAUUCCACCGCGUGGGGUUUAAGACAGUGUUGAAGAACGUGGCUGAGCAGUGGAAGAGAAACAGGAAGGAACUAACUGAACGCAGUGAUAAGAUCCUGGCAGCCCUGCAGAAGGGGGUAGAAGUGAGUGCCAACAAAGAGGCAGUGCCCCCGCCAUGUGCCCGGGUGAUGGAGAGGUGCUUCGAGCAGCUGGCGCAUUCCUAUGAAGAUGAAUAUGGCGGGUUUUGCGAAUCUCCGAAGUUCCCUUCACCGGUUAACUUCAAUUUUCUAUUCCGUUUCUGGGCUUUGAACAAGAGUGGAGAGAAAGGAGCCCAGGCGCUUCAGAUGGCUUUACACACUCUGAAAAUGAUGGCCCUUGGAGGAAUACAUGAUCACAUUGGGCAGGGUUUCCAUCGCUACUCCACAGACAGGAGGUGGCACGUUCCUCAUUUUGAGAAGAUGCUGUAUGACCAGGGGCAGCUGGCUGUGUCCUAUAUAGAAGCGUAUCAGAUAUCUGGUGACAUGUUCUUUGCGGAUGUUGCUCAAGACAUUCUGCUCUAUGUCUCCCGAGAUCUGAGUGACCAGUCUGGAGGUUUCUACAGUGCCGAAGAUGCAGAUUCCUACCCUACAACUGAGUCCGUUGACAAGAAAGAGGGAGCUUUCUGUGUGUGGACAGAGCAAGAAAUUCGACAACUUCUCCCAGACCCAGUCCCGGGUGGCACUGAAAACAUAACCAUGGCAGAUGUCUUUUCCUAUCAUUAUGAUGUGAAGGAGCGUGGAAAUGUUAACCCAGCUCAGGACCCUCAUGGAGAGUUGGAAAACAAGAAUGUCCUCAUUGUCCGUUACUCACUGGAGUUCACAGCUACCAAGUUUGGCUUAGAAGUGAAGAAGGUGAAAGACAUUUUGGGCACAUGUAGAAAAAGGCUGUAUGAGAUCCGUAAACAGCGGCCCCGUCCCCACUUGGACAGCAAGAUGUUAGCAUCAUGGAACGGUCUCAUGAUCUCUGGUUUUGCUCGAGUGGGUGCAGUCCUCAGGGAGAAGGGUUACAUUCAACGUGCUAUACGGGCUGCUGGCUUCCUGAGGGAGCACAUGUUCGAUUCCAGCAGUGGGCGGCUCUUGCGUAGUUGCUACCAUGGAGAUGAGAGAGUGGUGGAGCAGAUAGCCACACCGAUCCAUGGGUUUCUGGAUGACUAUGCAUUCGUUAUACGUGGACUGAUAGACCUGUAUGAAGUUUCCUUUGAUGAGCAGUGGUUGGAAUGGGCUGUAAAGCUCCAGCAAAUACAGGAUACCUUGUUCUGGGAUGCUAAAGGAUUUGCCUACUUCUCUGAUGAUGCCCAAGAUCCAUCAGUGCUAAUUCGCCUCAAAGAAAAUCAGGAUGGUGCGGAACCCACUGGCAAUGCAGUAGCUGCUUCCAAUCUUGUGCGCCUGGCAAAUUUCGCCAACCGACCAGACUGGAGUGAUAGGUCAAGACAGCUCGUAGCAGCAUUUAGAAAACUGUUGGAUAAUAUGCCCAUCGCACUGCCGGAAAUGGUAACUGCCCUGAUGGCACAACAUUACCCACUGAAACAGAUCGUGAUCCGCGGGCAGCACGAAGCACCUGACACACAAGAGUUGAUACAGUGCAUCAAUAACCACUUUGUACACAACAAGAUAUUACUUUUGGCGGAUGGAAACUCCAAGAGCUGCUUGUAUCAGAUGCUGCCCUUCCUGUCAACGCUUGUAUUGAAGGAUGGUAAAGCCACUGCCUACGUUUGCCAGAACUAUUCCUGCUCCCUGCCAGUUACAUCAGCCAACGAGCUACAGACUUUACUUGUUAAAUGAUAAUAUGCAAAAAUGGGCAACUCAUUUGCUAUUAGUCUCUGCCAAUCCUGUGGAAUUUGUUUAUAAGUUUAGCCUUCAAGAGUAGUAUUGUAUCUUCAGCAAGGUGGACAAGCCUCAAGAUGGUAGUAUGGGAUAGGUGAUUGUGUAUUUUCAAAACUAAUUUUUGCUCAGUUAUUAUGAUAUUUAACUGGUUUUGACAGAUUACAAUUUGGCUUCGAAUGACAUUAGCAAGAUAUAUGCAAACAUACCCCAGUAUCCUGGUACUGAGGGAGUGUGCAUAGCCAGAGGUUUCAUUUUUUUGGAUUAGAGACAAAAUCCUAGCUCUGUUUACCCUCUUGGGUGUAUGUAAAAGAUCCAGUUGCAUUAUCUUGAAGGAAAACAGGAGAUUUAUUCCUGGUAUCCUGGUCAAUGUUUAUCCCUCAGCUAAGGAAAAGAUCAUCAGUAGGUUAUUGUUGUUUGUAGGAUCUUGCAGUGCCCAACCUGGUUGCUGCAGUCCCUACCUGGCUACAGUGACUACACUUCAGAAAUAUCUUGGUAGGUGUAAAUAUUUGGAAUGUUCAGAUAUUGUGAAAUACAUUAUGCAAAUGCAAGUAUUAAUGCCUUUCCAUUCCAGACAGCGCAUUAAUCUAAUACACCUUUGGAGCUGUUUCUCCUGCCCCCAAUCCCAGGUGCUUUCCAAUCUAUCAGAGCUCCAUGGAAGCACAUGCACCUGUGAAAUAAAAUGUAAUCUUCCUGCCACUUCACUAAGGAAUACAUCACCGUCUCCCUGAAGUGCCAUUCUAAGGCUUGAGUACUGCAAUCUAAGCAGAUACUCCAGACUGUACUCUGGAAGUACUGCAUUGUCAGAGGUGUGGCCUUUCUGACAUCUAUCCUGUUAGGACUGAAAGUGGGACUUCCUAAACAGAGAAUAUGACCGCCCCAGCCCCCGGUUGGGGCUGAAGAAUUAACUUAGAAUCAGUAGAAUUGUUAGUGUGAGUUCUGAGGCAAUGGGAGCUGCUGCAGAGUGGAGAGAGAUACAGGUGGGACAGUCCAAGGUUCAAUAUGAGGGCUUGUGUGUGUCUUUUCAUUUUUGGCCAGGCAGUGAUUUGCAUGUUAAGGGAAUGACAUCUGAAGACUCUUCAAUGCCUCCAUUAGAGUAUUUAGAAAGUUAGGUGAGAAAACUAAUUCCUCCUCCCACCAUGGACUCACAGACCCACCCCCCACCGCAGCUAUUUCGUUUUGUCAUCACACCAUGUUUCGAGCGUUAAAAUGGAGUGGAGAAAAUAUUUGGGAAUCAUGGACUCCAAAGGGUCCAUGGCUAACUUCAGAGAAGACCAGGCAGAUUUUUCCUGGCAGCUUGGACUGCAGAUAUUUUUAUUCAGUCAGGUUAUAACACAUGAGAACAACCUCCGAACCACGUAGGACUUGAACCCAGGCCUAUCUGACCCAGGGGUAAGAACAUUACCACUUUGCCAUAAGAGUCCCUCCGUCCCAAACUGUAUUUACCCCCUCGAUCAGCAUCCUAAUUCAGAUUACUUGGUCUUCAUUAUAUUGCUGCUUCAGAAGUACCUAACUGGCUGUGAAGAGUUUGCAGGAGCCCUGUGGUUCCGACAUAAAUACAAUUCUUUAUUCUGGUCAAACCUGUACCCCAUGUCCUGUGACACCAUGAAGAUUAUGACCUGUGACACACUGCAUGAUUUUCCUUCUGUUUGGUCUGUGUUUUGAUUUUUGAUGCUGUUGUUGCAGUCCUUUAAUGAGAAAAUUAAAAUAAUAAUGAUUGGAGAUAACAUGCAGGAAGUGGGGUAUUGUUCCCUCUAAUCAACUGACUGAUUUUGCUGUGGAUGUCAUUUGGAUAUAGAGUACAAGGACCUCCUUGGUGGAGAAUGACCUAGCUGCAGAUGUAAUAGAACAACUUUCUCAUGAUUUUUAAAAUGAUAACAAACAUAGGAUUGCCUAUUACUAUAUUGCAAUGUUAAGCUAUCUCUGCAAAGAAUGGUUGGUAAAGAUGAGCUGCAAAUAAACAUGCAAAAGUAAAAGACAAAA